Clavispora lusitaniae ATCC 42720 is the source of this 1791-nucleotide messenger RNA. RefSeq lists its product as uncharacterized. The record is from RefSeq and is a predicted model, not a curated record. NCBI's taxonomy places the organism in Eukaryota, Fungi, Ascomycota, Pichiomycetes, Serinales, Metschnikowiaceae.
AUGAGCGUGUCGCCGUCAUCUCAGAAAGUCGACGACUUUCUUUCGAGCUUGUCAGAAAUCUCGCAAGAACGUCUUAAAGAGAACCAACUGCGUCAGCGGAGUCUUCAAAGAGACAUUGACCAUUUACGUCUGUCUUCCACUUCCAAACCACAGAAGCCGAGCAGUCUCAGCCUGACCCCACGUUCCCAUGGAAUUAGAGAACUUUCAUUCAAUCGUUCUGCAAGAAAUCUGUUUUACGAGAAAUGGAAAGAUAGCCAACCUCAGCAGGCACCAGAGUUACCGAAAAGAAGCCGCCCGAAACAAAAACCAAUGAAACCGAACAAGCCUAGCAUCUUUGCAGCCGAAAUUGGGCGUGAGCAUUCACCAGAGCUGCAGGUGGUUGAAGAAAAGGUUACAAUUGACCUCAUUAGGCCUGUUGCCAGGAAAUCACCAGCCAAACCAGGGAAGCCCGAAACCAAACCAACGUGGGUUUCUACAAGAACUGAAAAGCCCACAUCAUCUGGGACCGGACAGUUUUCUUUCAGUGCUCUCGAGGAGAGAAUUAAGAAGUCCGGAGUUACGCAGAAUCUAGAGCUAGAAGAAGAUGCACCGAGCCUUCCUUCAAGAAACAAGGCGGUUGAAUAUCCUCCUAAACUUCCUUCGAGAGAGAAAUUGGUCGAAACCCCGCCCAAACUUCCUUCAAGAGAUAAAACACCUGAUGCGCCUAUGCUUCCUUUGAGGAAAAAGAGUUCUCAAUCUCCUAACCCAUCUGUUAUGAACAGAAGCGACGAAGAACAAAAUGAUAAUCUAGUCUCAAAGAAAGCUGCACCCAUAAUAGAGAAGCCUAAGAUUCCAACGAAACCAAAAGUAAACUUGAAGUCAUACGAAGAAAAGGACACUGAAAUGCUUAGACAGCGAAUUAAGCAACUUUCUCCUUCUAAGAAGGUUCUCAUUGAGGAAAAAGAAGAUUUCACACCUGAAGACCAUAUCAAGAAGCUUUCGGAGUCACGCCGUAUGAAGCCGGAAAAGCCCCUCAAACCACGGACGGUUGAAAAACCUGAAGCCCCCAAACCUGAAGCGUUAUCUUUUCUUCUGAAAUUGAAGCCGGCUAAACCUGCGCCUCCGAAACCCGAACCCAAACCAGAAGCUCUUCGCCGUUUUGAAACAAUGAAAAAGCAUGACACUGGAGAACCUCUAAAAACGAAUUCUACUGACAAGAUUGGUUCAGGACUAGCCAAAAAACCAGCACCAACCCCAAUUAAUAUGGGACAGAGCACAAUCAAAAGAGGUCAAACGUCGAUUAAAGAAGUACCCAGCAUAGCUAAGAAAGGACCUACAAUCAUCGAAAAAGGACCAAACGAAAUUAAUAACGACAAUGCGGUUUUGGGCUCACACGGUUUCAAAACAGAAACUGCUGACAGACUGGCAUCGGAUUUGUCUUACACAAAACUCGACCCGAAAGCUAAGUUCCAAGCGCAAUUAUCAAGUAUUCUCAGAGCUAAUACAGACCCAUCACUGAAUGCCCCGAAAAAGUCUGAAGCUGCAGUCAGAAGAUCAAAUACUGACCCAGUCGAAUCUCGGAAACUGCUUACCCAUCCGAACAAGUCGAGGUCAAAGGGGCCGAAGCGGAGACUACCAAAACAAAACAUGAGCUCUACAACAAAGGUCGAUGAUAUCAAGAAAGACGAACCCAUACUUCAAGUGACUAAACCACUUCCCAAACCCAACAAGAAAACACCCCCACCGAUCAAGGGCAAGAAGCCAAAUUUAGAAAUCAAGCGGCGAGUGGUAAGUGGCGAGCUUUUCAUUUAG